GUCGGCCGUCAUACGCAACAGACAACGCGUGCAAAUAACGGGACUUACGGGAGAUUCAUUUCAGCUUCUUCUUCAACUACUUCGUCUACUUCUGUUUCAGUUUCUGUUUCUUAAUCCCCUCGGCUGGUGCAAAUGAAAGAAACGUGCAAAAAAACUUGAGCAGAAUUUUAUACCUGAGACCCAAAGUGAAUGUCGGGUGUUGUGUGAGCGAGACACCGAUAUAGAUAGACAGUUGCAGAGUGUGUGUGCGAGACAGGGAGAGAGAGAGAGAGAGAGAGAGAGAGAGGGAGAAGUGCGCGAUUUAUUUACGAUAAGAUUAAUUUAAUUAAACAAACAAAGACAAUAACUGUCUUAGCUUCUUCAGUUAAGCUAUCUAUAAAAAGCAAAACUAAAGCAAUUUAUAGAAUUAAAAACUUUGACGUGCGGUAUAAAUGUGAUUUAGUUUAGUUUGUGCCUAAAAUGCAGACAGGCUGCACCACAGCAGCAGCAACAGCAACAGGUGAAAAACGACAAUAACAACUAGCUUAACAACAACAACAACGAGAACAAUUGACAACGUGCGCUGAAGAACCAUCGAGGCGAGCAAAAUGUAUGUGGCCAACACAACAGGUGGCCUAAUGCUGCAGACGAUGCUCUACUUGGCCAACCACACGAGCCGAGCCGCCGUCAACACGCUGAUCGAUAUGCCACCGGCACCCAAAAGCGAUAUUAACGAGGUGAAGUGCUUUGGCGUCUACGGCUGCUUCCCGAUCAACGGGCCGUGGAACACGGUGACGCGCACGAUCAGCGUGCACCCGCAGAAGCCGUCGGAGAUCGAGCCGCACUACACGCUCUACACGGACCGCUCCAUGGAGCACGCCAAGUACAUUGACCUGAACGACCCGGACAGUGUGCAUACCAUGGGCAUAAAUCCCAAGGGGAAGCUCUAUUUGGUGGUGCACGGCUAUUUGGAGUCGGGCGCAAUACCCUGGAUGCUGGAGAUGGGACGGACGCUGCUCAGCCAGUGCGCGGAGGGCGAGUGCGCUGUCAUCAUUAUCGACUGGGGUGGGGGCUCGAGUCCGCCGUAUGUGCAGGCCGUGGCCAAUAUACGACUCGUCGGCUCCAUCACUGCCCACGUGAUUCACAUGCUGUACGAGGAGCUGCGGAUGCCCAAUCUGGACAAUGUGCACAUCAUUGGCCACUCGCUGGGCUCCCAUCUAUCCGGCUAUGCGGGCUAUCAUCUGCAGCACGACUUUGGGCUCAAGCUGGGCCGCAUCACGGGCCUGGAUCCGGCUGCGCCGUUGUUCACGGACACCGAUAGGAUUGUGCGCUUGGAUCGCUCCGAUGCGAAAUUCGUGGACAUUCUGCACACGGACGCCAAUCCGCUGAUGAAGGGCGGCUUGGGCAUCAUUCAGCGCAUCGGCCACGUCGACUUCUAUCCGAACGGCGGCUUCGACAAUCCCGGCUGCGACAAGAAGCUGCAGGACGUGAUGAAGAACAACCGGAAGAACACCUUCUUCAUGACCAUGCAGGAGUUCAUCGGCUGCAAUCACCUGCGCAGCGAGCAGUUCUUCAUGGAGAGCAUCACGAGCAAGUGCCCCUUCCUGGGCAUCACGUGCGACUCGUACGAGAGCUUCAAGGACGCAAAGUGCAUCAGCUGCGAUGAGCCGGGCCAUCUGUGCAUGCGCAUGGGCUUCCAUAGCCAGCAAGACUACGAGGAGCAGAAGUCGCGGGGCUUGAUCAAGCCGAAGGAUCCGCCGCCCGUCUUCUAUAUGAUGACCAGCGAUCGGCCGCCCUUCUGCCGGGCGCACUAUCGGAUAACGGUGCGUGUCUCCAGUCACGACGAGAGCACACUGCACGGCGGCGAGAUCGGCACCCUGUCCAUUCGCCUGCACGAGGAGCGCAACAAGAAGAAGACAACGGAGCGCAUGAAGUUCUCACAGAAGGCCAUGUACUUCGAGCCGGGCUUCGAGUAUACGGCCUUGCUGCCUGGGCGCGACCUGCAGCAGCCGGGACACGCCAGCGUCUACUGGGAGUACCAGACGAACUUCCUCAAUCCGCUCACGUGGCGCAUCCUCUCCUCGCCGCGCAUCUAUCUCGAGUACAUUCUGAUCGAGUCGAUGGAGUCGAGUGAUCUCUAUCUGAAGCUCUGUCCGCUGCACGAGGGUGCCAUACUGUCCGGCACGGAGAAUAUUCUGCAUGCGCAUUACUGCAAGGACUAGCCCAUCCAAUUAGCCUCUAGUUCAAUUCAUCGAUAGCUUUGCUCUGCUGCUCCCAAAAGCGGGCAACACAAACAGCUCUCACUCAGUGAGGCCACUCAACCAAUUCGCUUGGUUUCUGUCUUGGCUGAUAGAAGCUCACCAAUUAUUGUCACUCAAUUAAGGCACUCAACCAAUUCGCUUGGUUUAUGUCUUGGCUGAGCAGAGUUGAAACUAUUCUCCUUUUGUGUACACUGUACGCCUUAACUGAGCACAAUUUCGACUGUUCCCGCUGUUUGUGUUCAGCAGAGACACACACCCACACACUAAGCAGCAUUUUGUAUUU
Drosophila arizonae is the source of this 2523-nucleotide messenger RNA. Its product is annotated as pancreatic triacylglycerol lipase. The record is from RefSeq and is a predicted model, not a curated record. Lineage: Eukaryota; Metazoa; Arthropoda; Insecta; Diptera; Drosophilidae. Gene Ontology annotation, biological process: lipid catabolic process. Gene Ontology annotation, molecular function: lipase activity.